Messenger RNA from Rhineura floridana, 1137 nucleotides. RefSeq names its product RNA transcription, translation and transport factor (gene RTRAF). NCBI's taxonomy places the organism in Eukaryota, Metazoa, Chordata, Lepidosauria, Squamata, Rhineuridae. Gene Ontology annotation, cellular component: tRNA-splicing ligase complex. The record is from RefSeq and is a predicted model, not a curated record. Gene Ontology annotation, molecular function: RNA binding. The coding region runs from base 220 to 957 and encodes 245 amino acids. Gene Ontology annotation, biological process: tRNA splicing, via endonucleolytic cleavage and ligation. The transcript is spliced from 8 exons.
UCCCUGUUCUCUGUAAGUCCCGCCCAUUCUACCGCAACGCACCCCGCUCGGCGCGAGAGCCAAUUGGCUAAUUGGCUGCCGCGACUGAUUCUCCGCCCAGCCCCUGGUGCGCAGGCGCGCUCUGUCUCUCGCCGUCUGCGUUGGCCCCGUUGGCGACGGAGGCGCUUCUCGGUGCGGCGGCGACAGAGGCCAGCGGAUUCUUGCUCUAGGCGCGGCGCUAUGUUCCGGCGGAAGCUGUCGGCGCUCGACUACCACAACCCGGCCGGGUUCAACUGCCGAGAUGAAACUGAAUUUCGAAACUUUAUUGUUUGGCUUGAAGACCAGAAAAUCCGACACUACAAAAUUGAAGACAGAGGGAAUUUGAGAAAUAUCCACAGUGCCACUGAAUGGACAAAGUCCUUUGAAAAGUACCUUAAAGAUGUAAAUUGUCCCUUCACCAUCGAAGAACGACAGGAAACCAUUGACUGGCUUCUGGGAUUGGCAGUUAGGCUUGAGUAUGGGGACAAUGCUGACAAGUAUAAGGACUCCACGCCUGAAGGGGCUAAAAAUGCAGACAAUGCUUCCAAAAAUGCAGAACCUCUGAUAAACCUGGAUGUAAACAAUCCUGACUUUAAGGCUGGUGUGAUGGGUUUGGCAAACCUCCUUCAGAUCCAGCGUCAUGAUGACUACUUGGUGAUGCUGAAGGCAAUUCGCAUCUUGGUUCAAGAGCGCUUAAGUCAGGAGGCCGUCGCAAAGGCAAAUCAGUCCAAAGAGGGCUUGCCUGUCACCUUAGACAAGCACAUCCUUGGCUUUGACACAGGAGACGCUGUUCUCAACGAAGCUGCUCAGAUCCUCCGACUGCUACAUAUAGAAGAGCUCCGUGAGCUGCAGACAAAGAUCAACGAAGCCAUUGUAGCGGUUCAGGCAAUUAUUGCUGAUCCAAAAACUGAUCACAGACUGGGCAAGGUUGGGAGAUGAGCGAUGAACACGUUGCUGGCUCUCCUGUUGCUGGCCUCGCUGUUCAGGGAUGUCUCCCAACCUAGCAUGCGAUUCAGAAAGGAUCUGGCUCCAGUGUUUGGAAAGAGAACGAGGGCAGCUUGCCAGCACAGCCAUGAAAUAUCGUUUUUCUUUACAUGAAUAAAGCUUGGAUUAAGCAGA